Molecule: messenger RNA, 2666 nt
Organism: Malurus melanocephalus (red-backed fairy wren)
Lineage: Eukaryota; Metazoa; Chordata; Aves; Passeriformes; Maluridae
Gene: ANKRD55
Product: ankyrin repeat domain 55
Exons: 11
Coding region: 280-2247 (655 amino acids)
Molecular function (GO): protein binding
Source: RefSeq, a predicted model, not a curated record
GCUGCGAGCAGCCACUUCCACUCGCUGAAGCCAUGGCAUUUUUCAGGAUCUCAGACAAGCUUCCAGGGGCAUCCUUUAAAGAGAGUCCAUAACAGAAUAUAACGUUUCCAUCAGGCUCUUGCCUUGUCAACAAUCWGCAGCCGUAAAGCAAGUUUAAUUCUGUGAGAAGACUGAUGACAGCUAUCGUUUCACUUUGUACUGUAAUAUAUGAGAUUCUUUCCUGAAAACCCUGGAGUUGGCAUUUGUCUGGUCUAGUUGUAAAUAAUGAGAUAGAUCACAAUGGAUUUCAGUUCCUCCUCUGUGUUUGAUCAGAACAAAGCUGAUGCAGCAGAAGAGAUCGACUUGGCUGUGGUUUACCAAGCAGCAGCAAAUGGUGAUGUGAACACCCUGACUGCAGUGAUCCGAGAGGAUCCUUCCAUCCUGGAGUCUUGUGACAGAGAGGGUUGCACACCUUUGAUGCAUGCUGUAUCAGGACGCCAGGUUGAUACAGUGAAGCUUCUUUUGAAGAUGGGAGCCAAUAUUAAUACUCAAGAUGCUUGUGGACGUACCAGUUUAUCUCUGGCAACUUAUCUGGGCUGGCUGGAAGGCUGUGUCAGCCUGCUCAGGAACGGUGCUAAGCAGAACAUACCUGACAAAAACGGGAGGUUGCCACUGCACGCUGCCACUGCAGAGCCUGAUGUGAGGCUUCUGAGUGUGCUCCUGCAGCAGUCAAAUCUUAGUGAAAUUAAUCAUCAGGACAAUGAGGGAAUGACUUCACUCCACUGGGCUGCGUUCCACAACAGACCCCAGCACACCCAGACUCUGCUGCACAAGGGAGCAGACCCAACYCUGGUGGACAAGGACUUCAAAACAGCUCUGCACUGGGCAGUACAGAGCGGCAACAGAAUUCUGUGUUCCAUCAUUCUGGACCACUGGCAGGGACCAUCCAUAAUAAACUAUGAUGAUGAGAAUGGCAAAACAUGUAUGCACAUUGCUGCUGCUGCAGGCUACAGUGAUAUCAUCAGUGAGCUGGCUAAAGUCCCAAAGUGCAACCUGCAGGCCCUUGAUGUGGAUGACAGGACUCCUUUGCACUGGGCUGCAGCAGCAGGGAAAGCUGACUGCGUGCAGACACUGCUAGAACUGGGGAUAGACAGCAGUCCUCGGGACAUCAAUGAAAAUACUCCUCUGACAUAUGCAAUAUACUGUGGGCACACGGCAUGCRUCAAGCUACUGUCUCAGGAGAGCAGUAGAUCUGAGUCAGUUCAUCAGUUUCCCUCCCACAACAACAGAUUUACAAAGAAAGAAGGACGAUUCAGUAUGCUGAACCAGAUCUUCUCCUGCAAAAAGAAGAAGGAUGAUCAGAAAAUCAGUCAGAAGGAGAGAAGCAGGGAUCAAUAUCCUGGAGCAGAGACCUCAGAAGUAGAUGACAUCAUCACCCGUUUUGAUUGCAUUAUGAACAAAAAUUGCAAAAACAUUCCAGAUGAGUGUAAGACCACCCCGGACUUUAAAAGAAAGAGCACAGACACUAAGUAUCUCAUAGCAGAAAAGAAGCAAUCAGCAUGUCAGGGACUCCCUCCCAUCAGCACCCAGAGCCUCCCCCCAAUCACUGCAGGCAAUUCCUUCCUAACUGCUUCCCAGAGCACAAUGUCAAGCUUCUCCUCCAGCUCCAGUAACCCCCAUUUUCCACACAAGUCUCAAAAGUGUAGGAAUGAGCACAACUUGCUGGACCACACAAGCAGCUGCCAGUCUUUGCUGGAUGAUCCCUGGAAUUCAAACUAUAACCAAAGACUCUCUUACAAAGCCUGUACUAGGACUUCUGCAGACAAACUGAUUAAUGGCUUAAACUCUGAUAGAUCCCACCAAGUGCUUUUGUGCCCUCCUUGCCUUCCCUCACUUCCCAGUUCUCCAUCAGGUAAAAGUUUUCAACAGAUGUCCAUAGACCAACACAAAAUAAAAAAUGUUAUUCCUGUACGGAACAGCCUAGCUCCCAUAUCCAACCAUAGUGCUCACAACAUUCAGCUACCAUCGCAGGAUGCUAAGAAGUUUCAGUCCUUACAGACCAGUGCAGUUAUUCUCCCACCAGCUCCAGUCUCCAGAUCUCAGAAAAUAGGACAGUCUCAGAGUCAUAUCCUCUAUCCUGUCUUGCCUGGUCUAUCAGGAGAGCCUCUGAAACCCAGCUGUGUCCUACCUGCUAUCCCAAACCAGAAGAAAUCUAAUCCUGCAGGAGAGCUUGAGAAAUCACUCACCAAAUCAGAUGCUGAAAAUUAACUCAUUACACUGGCCUAAAUCAGUUGAAAUAUGUCUAAAACAAUCAGCUGAAAUAUGUCUAAGUGGUUGUUAAAAGAUAACUGUACAAUAAAUCUCAUUAAUUUGCAUUAGUGAUACUCUUGUGAAGUGUAAUCCAAGAAACUAUAGCACAUCACAAAAGCCACACUCUCUCUGUGUAUAUAUAUAUGCAUUUUCAUUAUAGCUUUCACUUAAAAUGAAAUUACUAAAUCAAUAUAUAAUGUGCAGUAAACUUAUUUUGUGAAUGGAACCCUCAUAAGAUGUGAUUUUGUUGCAGCAACGUGMUGUUAAGCCUUCCAUGGAAAGAAGAAAUAGAGUGAUUUUGAAGUUGGAACUAGGGAAACAUAUUGAUAGGGUUUCUUCAUAUUUUUAAGUGCAAAGGUGCUGAUUCUGAUGCUGUG